AAUAGCGUAGCGGGCGGUGCUCUCUGAAACUGAAUCAAACAAACAAUGGCGCACUUCGCACUGUGACAAAUGGUUUGAACUUCCAAAUUUCAUUUUGUCGAUUACCGAAGCAAGCACGAUCCGACANCCGCCCCCCCCCCUUCUCUCUCCUCCUGCUAUAUGAUUCAAAGCCCAACAGCUUUGGCUCAAUGUCCAUGGAUUUGUUCUCUGUUAACACGAGCUGACGUUGUUUGCGUCGUUUGAGAACAAAUUCCAUGGCCAAAUUGCUGUUGCAAGCUCCAGUUUGAAUCUGAAAGAAAUCCCAGUUUCAGACGGUUUUAGGGUUUUUUUCUUUUUCUUUUCCUCUUCUUAUUCUUCAAGGAGAAUUCUAUCGUUCCUAAUAAUGCCGGUGCACGGAUCCAAAUCUGAGAAACAAGAUGCGGCGGUGUUGCACCGUCGAGAUGCGUAUGAUUUACUCGGUGUCUCCAGGAACUCCACGGACCAGGAAAUCAAGAGCGCUUACAGAAAAUUGGCUCUCAAGUAUCAUCCUGACAAGAAUGCAAACGAUCCCAAAGCUGCUGACAUGUUUAAGGAAGUCACUCUUUCCUACACCAUUUUGUCAGAUCCAGAAAAAAGACGACAAUAUGAUGCUGCUGGAUUUGAGGCUGUUGAAACAGAAAGCCAAGAAUUGGAGCUGGAUCUUUCAAGUUUGGGGACAGUGAACACCAUGUUUGCUGCCCUUUNCAGCAAGCUUGGCGUGCCAAUUAAAACAGCUGUAUCUGCAACAGUUUUGGAAGAGGCACUUAAUGGGGUUGUGACUGUUCAUCCACUUCCAUUGGGCAUACCUAUUUCUAAGAAGGUUGAGAAACAGUGUGCUCACUUUUAUUCUGUUAUGAUAAGUGAAGAGGAAACACAGGGUGGAUUUGUUUGCCGAGUUCACUCACCUGAUAAAAGCAAAUUUAAGUUGUUGUAUUUUGAUCGGGAAGAAACUGGUGGAUUAAACCUUGCUUUACAGGAGGAGAGUACAAAGGUUGGAAAAGUCACAUCUGCUGGGAUGUAUUUUCUCGGGUUCCCUGUCUAUCGGUUGGAACAAACAUUGAACUUGAUGAUCUCUGCUAAGGAUCCAGAUGCUGCCUUUUUUAAAAAAUUAGAUGGUUUCCAGCCAUGUGAAAUAAUAGGAUUAAAGGCGGGGACUCAUGUCUUUGCAGUCUAUGGUGACAAUUUUUUUAAAAGUGCGAGCUAUACUAUUGAGGCAUUUUCUGCGGCGUCUUUUUCUGAAGAGAAGGAGAAUCUUAGAGCCGUGGAAGCUCAAAUUUUGACAAAAAGGGUGGAAAUGUCCAAAUUUGAAACGGAAUAUCGUGAGGUUCUAGCACAAUUUACAGAGAUGACUAGCAGAUACACUCAAGAAAUGCAAGUGAUCGACGACCUUCUCAAACAGAGGAAUGAAAUUCAUGCCUCCUACACAACUGGUCCUCCAGUAAAACGGAGUAGGAGCCGGAUUAAGGGUUCGUUUAAGGAUUCAAAAGAAGACAGCCAAAUAAGGGAGAGGAAAUCUACAAGGGAUAGACCCAAGAAGAAAAAAUGGUUCAAUAUCCAUUUAAAGGUUGAUAAAAGAAAAUCUUGUUAAAAGAGGUUGAGAAACAUGAAGGUAUGUUCCGAUCCAGCAUUCACCGUUGUCGUGUAUUAUGCCUUCAUCGACACUAUACUCAUCUUCAAUAUUGCAGGGAAGCUGAAUCUUUCCCCAAACCUAUUUUUUUUUUCGGUUGCAUUCGGAUUGAUUGGUAUCAAAACGAAGAAGAUACGAGGGAGUAAUAGCCUCACCUGAUUGCUUAAUCAUAUGAAUAUGGCCUUAAACCACAUGGGGAUGCUGUGGAUGACAACUUGUCUACAAAGAAUCUCUUAUUAGAUGGAUCCUUCCACCAGCAAAAAGCACCCAUGUGAUUGUAUUAUUUUCCUACGAAGGCCAGCGCUAAACUGCUGUUUGUAUCAUAUAAUACAAUCAAGUUUUGUGAAUAGCAAUAUUAGCUGGAUUUCGCACAAUCGAGGUUUAGUUAUUAUAUUCAUGGAGUUCAUCAAUCUGCUCUUGUAAGUGUUGAUGUUUCUAUUUACUGUGGCCAGGCUUGCGAUUCUGCUAUUUCGUCUCCGACUCCAUCGCUGAUGCCUGCCUGUAGCUGACAUGCAUGACGUUACGAGUCCAUCCGUGGCAAUGUCAACCCAAAUGCCAAGUUUAAUUUGGUAUGUAGAGGCUUGGUGUUAAGGAGGUAAUAAGGUGCGGUGAAUUAAUCAAACAUUCUCUUUAAUUCUCUUGCAUUUGGGUUUUCAUUCUUGAAAGAGUCCAUUUUUGUUGGUAGAAAAUAAGUAUACGGAGAUGAUAUUUUCUGUUUAUGAAGAAAGUAUUCCAAAAAAGUUUGAGAAUUGAGUGAUUAAGUAAAGAAAUAGUUCAUUC
Molecule: messenger RNA, 2425 nt
Organism: Cucurbita pepo subsp. pepo (vegetable marrow)
Lineage: Eukaryota; Viridiplantae; Streptophyta; Magnoliopsida; Cucurbitales; Cucurbitaceae
Source: RefSeq, a predicted model, not a curated record